AUGGAGCUUGGCUCCGUUCGCCCCGACUCCACCCCUUUCCUCAAUGAAGAGCCGGCCUCCGGCCCAAGUUCUUUGCGUUCGAGCCUAGACAGUGACUACUAUCAGAGCCAAGGUUGCGACAUACAUAUAUACGAUGACAUACUUUCAGACCAGAGUACAUCUCCAAACGCUCCCAAUCGAGGGUUCGACGCUUCUACAUGGCACGGAGGACUCGGGGACCGCGAGGGACUCAGGCAGCAUCUCAAGGCUAGAGAUCCGCACAGGACUCGAUGGAUCAGCUUGUUAGAUGAGGUCGCAAAUCUUCAUCUUGGGGGCCACAGGUGUCUGGACUUGGAGACUGUAUCGAGACAGACACUUGGCGGGCCAACGUAUGCAGGUGAAGACUCUCAAUUUAUCUGGCUCCACACGCAGAUAUGGUUCGUUGGUAACCGUGCCCCUGUUUGUUCUUCUAUGCGGCAAACAAGACUUCGAAUGGUCAUUUGCCUGCCGACAGCAACCAGUGCUGGCACCUUGAUCACGAAUUUCGUUGGCCCACUCCGCCUCGCGCAAGAAAUAAGUAGUAUAUACGCGAGCCGGAUCCUGGAUAGCCAUGCAUUAGGCCCGCAGGCACUGGUUUGCGUCUGGAUACUAGCCUUUGCCACACUGAGAACGACGGCGGAGCAGCUUGAUUUCACCUUCGACAUUUUCGACCCCAUCGGCUCAUCGCCCCAGCUUUGUAAUGUUCCAAAACUCGAUGACCUACCUUUUAUCUUAGAAAAAUCGAACAGACUCGCACGCAUCGACAGACAAUAUGACGCGCUGGUUCAAUUGGUUAUUUCCUACAGCACCACUCAAAUCACCGAGCGAUUAGAUCACGGCCGCGAGGUCGCAGAGCAGUUCGGUAAGAUAGGAGUGUUCCUUGCUGGACUUGCUGGGAUCGUGGCACCCAUGAGCUUACUAACCGGUUUCUACGGCAUGAACGUCAAAGAACUGACACAAGGCGCCACUGGGACACUGUUCGAAUUCUGGGAAAUUGGUAUUCCUGUGCUUUUAGUUACUGCAGUCUGCGUUGCCUUCAUCCUUCUUUGGAUGAUGACAGGAUCUGUCCUUACGCCUAAGAAGGGAUAA
Letharia lupina is the source of this 1107-nucleotide messenger RNA. RefSeq lists its product as uncharacterized. Gene Ontology annotation, cellular component: membrane. Gene Ontology annotation, biological process: transmembrane transport; metal ion transport. The record is from RefSeq and is a predicted model, not a curated record. The coding region runs from base 1 to 1107 and encodes 368 amino acids. The transcript has 9 exons. NCBI's taxonomy places the organism in Eukaryota, Fungi, Ascomycota, Lecanoromycetes, Lecanorales, Parmeliaceae. Gene Ontology annotation, molecular function: metal ion transmembrane transporter activity.